GUCGGGAUGUUCUUUAAGAUCUACCAAACGGUGAGGAGAAGGGUCCUAUGUUCGUGAAGCAUACUUUCCUUAGCUUUCGCCCUCCCGCAAGACGGCGGUCACGUGACAGCCUGGCAACCAAUCUUAGCUUCAGACAUAAAAGAUUUCCUUCCAGACAUUUCGGGCAGCAGCAGGCCGGGAAGAACUUCAACCCGAGUGAAACAAAAAGCAGUGGGACUUUGAAAACUGCAGUGGGAGCAGGAACGACUACAUCUCAAGGGAAACGCACAAGAAACGAACCGACCGACUCUCCACUUUCCUAAAGCUUUACUAAUUUUUAUCCAGGAGACUACACCUUGUGGAGAGAAAAGUUGUUUCACAGAAAAAUGCUGAGGUUGUUGACAGCAGCAAGCUGCCUUGUGGCGGUCUCCAUGGCAGUACCCUGGGGAGCAAGGAUGACAAAUCCGGUCAAUCAAAUGAUGAGUUCGCCUUUCAGAGGGGGAGGCAUGAUGGGUGCAAUGGCGUCCUUUCUCAUGCCUGACGGCACAGCAUUGCAGUUUGCCGGGAAAAACUUGGAACAAAUCUGCUACGAGGCGUAUGUGAAAACAAGAGGAACAGAUGGACUGUCUGAUGCCAUGCGUACUGCAACUCAGUUUAUGGUUUCAUCUCCCGGUGCCGUUGGAGCAGGAGCCAAUCGCCAGUGGCAAUGCUUAUUCAAUUUCGCCACCGGAAAUGGAAGAUCUGCGGCAGGAGCUCCAAAUGUCAUCGGAGAUUACUUCGACACAGCUAUGGAGACUCCAGGAAUAAUAAAUCCCUGUCACAACCCAUACUGUGGUGAGGGCAACAUGACUCCUUUCGAGAUGCUAAGGCGUAUGAUGGUGCCAGGCGGGAUGAUGCCGGGCACAGGCAGCAUGCUGGGUGGUUUCGGGACCAUGCCCAAGCCGGUAGGCGGCAACCCACUGAACGCUGUAGGUGCCAGCGGCGCGGCAGGCGGCGCGCCCGCGGUUCCGAGCAUGGACGCCAUUUUCCAGGCGUUUGGCGGCGCGAACCAGGCGGCGUCCCAGCCGGCCCCCACCAACUCUUUCAUCAACGCUCUGGCCAGCGCCGCCCAGCUCCCACUCAACCCCUCCAACAACACUCCUGCAGGAGGCAACGCCAGCGCUCCUGCUGUGCCGGCAGCGGACGCCGCAGCGGCUGGGUCGAGCGGCGCGGCAAAGUCUCCCUUCACGCCGCAAAGCCUCGCGCAGCUGGCACAGAUCAUGGCUAAGAUGCAGACAGCGAACCAGCCCAGCAGCAGCAACAGCAGCCGAACCCUAUGUCCAUGAUGAGUAACAUGCUGCCCAUGAUGGGGAUGAUCAACUCCAUGCUUGACCCUCCUGAUUUCUACCCCAUGGGAUACGGCAUGGGAGGCAUGGGAGGCAUGGGUGGAAUGGGAGGCAUGCCCGGUAUGGGAGGCAUGCCCGGUAUGGGAGGCAUGCCUGGAAUGGGAGGCAUGUCCGGUAUGGGAACCAUGCCUGGUAUGGGAGGCAUGCCCGGUAUGGGAGGUAUGCCCGGUAUGGGAGGUAUGCCUGGUAUGACAGGCAUGCCAGCCUUCGGAUGAAACAAAAAAGGUGGGGUCACAAAGGACAAGCAAAAAGCACUUUCUUGAAAAUGAAGAAUCAAGAAAUCCCGUCAACGCCCAGCAGGCAGACUACAACUACAACUACAACUAAAUGUUAUGAACUCCUCUUUUUUACGCUGGAACUCAAAGCACAAGCAUGAAGACCACGGGACAUCACAUUGCCACCUCACAUCAUUUGAAGUCGAGAACGAACUUUGAUUCACGAGGAUUAGGAAGCUGGUUUCUGUAUUAAAAAUAAGUUAAAACAGC
Messenger RNA from Pomacea canaliculata, 1849 nucleotides. RefSeq lists its product as uncharacterized. The coding region runs from base 366 to 1304 and encodes 312 amino acids. The transcript is spliced from 15 exons. The record is from RefSeq and is a predicted model, not a curated record. Lineage: Eukaryota; Metazoa; Mollusca; Gastropoda; Architaenioglossa; Ampullariidae.